ACACCUGUCAGUUGCGAACAAUGGUAUCUGUCUCAAAUCCACAGUUUCAAGUCAAACUCAUCAAUCCAUCAUUGAUCCAAUCAUAUCUUUCCUUUUCACCCUUGGCUUGCAUCCAUGCCUUGGCCAUGUUCGGCCAAACCGUAUUAUGGACGCUCAUAGCAUCUCUGGCAACUCGACCCAAUCUUGAAGCCCCAUCAUCUAUACCGUGCCUCGAAACCUCCAACAACUUCACGGCGCUCAUCGACUGCUUCGACGCAUACACCGUCCCCGCACAGUUCUACACGACCGAGAGCCACGCCGCCGCCCAGCCGUCGCGCGAUGAGCUCGCGGCGUGGGUUCAAGUCGUGCACGCCAUGCUCGACUCGUCCAUCUCCGUCUCCGUCUCCGCGCCGCACACGCACCCCGCGAUCCCCGCCGCACUCGCCCCCUCGUACCACCUCGCGACGUUCACCGACGGGCCCACGAAUCGCUCGUACACGGUGCUCUCCGAGCGGUACGCAGUGCGCGGAUACUACGCGCGGGGCUGGGGCCUGUUCGUCGUGCCCACUCCCACGACCGCACCACGGCGCAGGGCGAACGCAUACCUCUCCGCUCCGCACGCGGGGUACGAUCUGUACACCCCGCAGCAGGCCGGGGCGCUUUUCCAUCUGGCGCAGGCGCGCAGCGUCCUAAUUGCGGGGCGCGCGCGGCAGGCACUGCACCGUGUGUCCGCGUGCCAGCCGGCGCGGGGGUACUGGGCGACGGAUCCGGCACACGAUGUCGCCGAGCCGUUCUUCGCUGCGAGCAAGGCCAUCUUCGACUGGGAUCGCGCACAGGAUGUGCGGGCGACGUUUGUGCAGAUGCACGGCAAGGCGCGCUCGUCGUGUCCUAGCGACAUGGCGUUCAUAUCCGCAGGCGUCGGCCCGAGCGUAUUCUACGACACCCCCCUGGCAGCGCCCAUCCACCGGCUCACCGCCGCGCUGAUCAGCCGCUUUCCCGCAUGGCGCGUGUCCACCCCGAACACCUCACCGUGCUCCCUGCUCGCGACGGACAACGUGUUUGGGCGUCUUGUCAACGGGGUCGCGGAGGGGGACCUCUGCGAGACGGUGGCUGCGGAGGGGGACGUGACGGGGAGGUUCGUGCAUAUCGAGCAGGCGAUGGGGGCGCGCAUGCCGGGGGACGGGCAGGCUUUUUGGCGGGGGUGGGCGGAGGCGAUGUUGGAUGCCUGGGGGAGUAGAUCGGAGUUCGGAUGAAGUCCUCCUGUGCGACACUAUCACCGCAGUCUCCAGUACCUCGGUCCAUCUGGUCUGUACCUCAAGGAAAGCGUUCUUGCGGAUAUUCCUGGAAUACAUGCGACCCAUCAAGAUGCCGCUGUAUGGCAGACUUAUUAUACGGGCAUGGCAAACGGGCAUGUCCCGCCAAGCGGAGUUUGAAUUUCGCUUGGCGGGCAUUUGAUGGCGGGCAUGGGCAUGGGCAUGGCUUGUGCCCAACUUUUUGAACCUUGGGACAUUGCUUGGUGUCGG
This is a messenger RNA of Mycena citricolor, 1502 nucleotides long. Lineage: Eukaryota; Fungi; Basidiomycota; Agaricomycetes; Agaricales; Mycenaceae. The record is from the annotation of a GenBank genome assembly.